AUGCGUUCCUCGGAGGACUGUGCGUGGUUUAAACUGGUUCGGAGCGGCAACCACCCCCGUCUCCGGUACGAUGGGCGUCUCCGGAGCAUAUUUGAACGCCUGGACAGCCCUCACAUCAAGUUCCCAAGCCUGGCGAUGUUCAUGGGCCGUGGGGCCAAGGACAGGGCGCUGAGGCAGAUCUUCCAACAGUAUAUCUCCGCACAGGGCCCACACACCAACCUCCGGGUCGACAGCAGGACGGAGUCCUCCAGCUAUCCGGUGCUGUUCGCCGACUGCGACCCUCACGUAUGCCACCUGGGCGCCGAGAAUUCAAGCCCGGCCCUCCGCCCGAUACCGUGGGCGACGGCCAGGGACACGGACGUCCAGGACAUCUUCCUCACCCGCCUGGCCUUCCUCUUUACGGACGUGGUAUUCCUCUUCGCCGAAGACGUUGGCGGCAUGGACGGGGUCAAGACCCUGCUGACCGCCUGGGCAACUUUCGGAUCGGCGUCCAGUCUGACCCCUAGGCCUGGAGUUAUCGUGGUCGCCGUCUCCGACGGAGCAAGCGUCACGCAUGACAUGCUGGAGGAGGGCCAGUUCCUCGCCGACCUGGCGCAGCAUGCCGGAGUCGCGGACACGUUCAUGUCCGUGGACAUAGUCUACCUUCCGCCGGCGGGGGCUUCCACGGUCGAACCCUAUCAGGGGUUGAGGGACGAGAUGCUGAAGCGUCUGGAUCUGGCCCGGCGCCACCGCCGGGAACACCGCUCCCUCUUCUCUGCUAUCCACUUCGGUGCCCUCUUCGAGGAGGCGAUGGACCAAAGGUGCCGUAGUCGCUACCUCGGGUUCGACUUCAUCGAUGCCUCCCAGAAAGGAAGGGAGACCGACGGCCGUUACCCCAGGCACCUGACGACAUUCCUGUCGUUGGGAGCCGAGAGCGACACUGCCAUCCAGGGCAGUCUAAUCGCCUCCAGCAUGCUGAUGGACGCGUAUCCGUCCAGGGCGCACUGGUUCGAGCCGCAGACGGCUUUCCGGACGCUGUAUCGAGGACCGUGCACGAAGGCGCUACGCGAAGUCCACCACAGCCUGGGCGCCGACGAUCGUUGCCGCCAGAUCGAAGCUUGUUUCGUCGGUUUCUUCGGACAGCUCGCGGCCGGAGGCGGCCCAGCCCGAAAGAUCCAUCUCCGGAACCUGAGUCGUCAUCGCCGAUGGCUGUCGGAUAUACGAACCGAGGCGGUCUGCCUCUGCUGCCUGUCUCGGUUCCCGCAUCAUUCCACGCCCUGCCACUCGGUCUGUGACGUGUGCGUAGAGGCGUUCGGCGAGCCGGUCAAGCGUAAAGAGCUGCAAUACGAGCUCGGCUCCUGCCUCAUAUGUAAGGCCCCGGAAAGGCUUCGGGUCGACCUUGUUCCCAGGACGGCCACGAUCAGAGGCCUCGCCCUGGACGGAGGCGGCGUGCGAGGCGUUCUUCAGCUCAGGAAGUUGAUGCAGCUCGAGGAGGCCCUGGGGGGAGGACUGCCGAUCCAGUGGCUCGUCGAUGUAGUCUCCGGCAGCAGUAUAGCCUUCUCACGAUUGCCGGCAGGCGGCAUCAACGGCAUUGACCUCAUCGUCUUGGGGCUUCCGGUCACAGAGUGCACGAAAAAUUCGAUCGGCCUCCUCAAACAGGUAUUCGAGAAGUCGCCCAAAUCCAGGUGGUGGCUCGUCUCUCUGCCUUCGCGCGUGGUGGGGUGCUGGGUCAAGGACGGGGUGUACGGACCCGCGGUGUUGGAUAGCGUCCUCCAGCGCCAUUACGAGGAGAGAUCUAUCUUCGGCAGAACGGCGUUUUCCAGCAUAAGACUGCUGGUGACGGCCCUGACGACAUCGGACCAGCUGGUGGUACUCUCCAACCGUAAGGCGGGAGAGCACGCGCAGGCUGACAACGGGUACCUGCAUCUCGAUCCCUCAAGACCCGCGCCACUACUGUGGCAGUGCGCACGCGCGACCAGCGCGGCACCAGGAUUCUUCCCACCCAUCAAUCUCCCGGGGGUUGGCGACUGCCAGGACGGGGCACUUAAGUGUCCCAACCCGGCGGCCCUCUGCCGGAGCGAGACGCCGCGAAUGUGGCCAUGGGAGCCGGAGCUUGGGGUCCUUCUGUCGAUUGGGACCGGAGUUGGCGUGUCCGCCUCGACUGGCGGCGCGGCUCCACCCUCGCAGGAUGGCCAAGGUGCAGAGGACACCAGCGACGGAUCGCCCGCAAGACGGGCGAAGGAUAAGUUUCCCUUCCGCCUGUUUCGCCGUCUCAUGUCCUCCAUGGACGGCGGGGCCGCGUGGUUAGAGCUAAUGAGUCAGCUAGACAGGGAGACGCGGGAAUACUGCUUCAGGCUGGAUACCUUGAUACCCGGGGAGGUGCCGCCUUUGGAUUCGGUCGAGAGCGUGGACGGCCUGAUGAAGCUGGCUGAUGAGCAGGAGCUCGGCAUGGUGGGCCUGAAGGCGCUCAAGGCGCUGCUAGCGGCUUCCUUCUACCUCAGGCUCUCUGAGCCCCCGCGGAGGGAGGACACGUAUUUCCGCUGUGUAGCGGUGGUAAGGUGCCGCCUAGACAACGUCCGCGUCGGGGUGGACGCCAUCACCAGGCUGUACGGGCCGAGCGUGGAGUUGAUCAUUGGGGGCGAGAGGGUCGGGUUCCCGACAUCGGAAAAUGCAGCGUGCUGCCUCUGUCGGAGAUACUGCCUGCCGGUCCGCUUCACGGUAAGAGACCUGGGCGAGCCUCUGAGGCCGGCGCUGGGGGUGGCGGGGGCACCCGAAGAGCAGUUUGUAAGGCUCGGCCCUCCGCGGUCCGCCAGCUGGUACCGCGAAAGGCAGGAGAUCGGCAGCGCUUUUGGGGCGACGGGCCACCAUUCGCGGACGGCGACGGACUGCGAAGCUUGCCAGCUGAAGAUUUCGGGGAAGCGCGCGUUGUCGCUGUCACGGCCAGGUACCGGCAAGAGAGUGCGGUUCUCAGACUGA
This is a messenger RNA of Arthroderma uncinatum, 2955 nucleotides long. RefSeq lists its product as uncharacterized. Gene Ontology annotation, biological process: arachidonate metabolic process. The record is from RefSeq and is a predicted model, not a curated record. The transcript has 6 exons. The coding region runs from base 1 to 2955 and encodes 984 amino acids. Gene Ontology annotation, cellular component: membrane. Lineage: Eukaryota; Fungi; Ascomycota; Eurotiomycetes; Onygenales; Arthrodermataceae.